AUGGCUCCGUGGUGGUAUACUGCUGGCAGCACGCUGCUGUUGUCCUCCCUCGGUGCAGCGGCUUGGCCCUACUCAACUUAUAGAUCAACGAACUUCCAGCCGCCCACGCUUGAAGUCAACAAGACCGGCACCGCCGAGCCAGGUUAUCUUUUUCUCGGCCCUCGUGGGGGUGUCCAGCCUGCUGGUCAGGCGGCACUAAUCUACGACGACGAAGGCAACCUUGUCUAUGAAGGCCCCGAAGAGGUCACUGCCAACCUCCGUGUCCAGCAGCUCAACGGUCAAGAUGUCAUUACCUUUUGGUCCGGCACCAUGAUGGACCUGGGCUUCGGUUACGGCGCCGUGCAUAUCCUCGAUAAUACCUACAAGGAAAUCCAUACCAUCACCUUGACCGGCGCCUUUAUCACGCCGGACAACACACCUAAACCCUCGUACAUUGACCUGCAUGAGAGCCAUAUCACUCCCCGGAACACUCUGCUAGUCACUGCCUACAACGUAACUCAGCAUGAUCUGACCUCCCUUGGUGGCAAUUCUUCAGAGUGGAUGCUCGACAGCCACUUCUACGAAAUCGACAUUUCCACUAACCAGAUUCUCUACUCCUGGAGCGCUCUUGACCACGAGGACCAAAUUCCUCUCAACUCCUCGCACCAGAAGCUCGGUGCCGACGCCGGCUCCCAGGAGAACCCUUACGAUGCCUACCACAUCAACUCUAUCACCACCACCAACAACGGCUACCUGGUUUCCUUGCGCCACAUGUGGUCCGGCUAUCACAUCUUCCCCAAUGGCAGCAUCGAAUGGCAACUGAACGGCGCAAACGGCGGCGACUUCGCGCAGAUCGGCAACGCCAACUUCAGCUGGCAACAUGACAUGCGCGUAUACAACGAGACUGACGAGGGUCUGGUACUGAACCUGUUCAACAACGCCAACACUCCUACUGACUCGGAGACCCCAACCACUGGCGUCAGCCUUGCCAUUGACCUGGUAAACAAAAAGGUCACCGGCCUGCGCUCCCUGACCGACCCCAACGACCCAAUCCACUCUGUCAGCCAGGGCAGCUACCAGCUACUCAACGAAGCCAACGGCCACGUAUUCAUGGACUACGGCUCCAUCUCCAAAGUCAAAGAGUACGACGGUGGAGGCAACGUGGUAUUUAGCGCGAAGUUCGGCCCAGAUAACGCCGUCGCCUCAUACCGUGGCUAUCGCUGCCAAUGGAGUGCCAUUCCAUUCUGGAAGCCCUCGUUGACGGUCAACAAGACCACCGAGGGUGCUGCUGUGUAUAUGAGUUGGAAUGGUGCCACUGAUUAUGAUAAUUGGGUAGUCUACUCGGCCGCUUCUGUGAAUUCGGUCAACACGACGCAGAUUGGCAUCGCUAAGCGGACUGGCUUUGAGACUGCGGUUAGUAUUGAUAAUCCGCCUACUAACUUUAUUCAGGUUGCUGCCCGCCAGGGUACAAAGGUUCUUGGUACUUCUGAGAUUGUCUCUUUCUAG
Penicillium daleae is the source of this 1485-nucleotide messenger RNA. RefSeq names its product arylsulfotransferase family protein. The record is from RefSeq and is a predicted model, not a curated record. The transcript has a single exon. Bases 1 to 1485 code for a protein of 494 amino acids. NCBI's taxonomy places the organism in Eukaryota, Fungi, Ascomycota, Eurotiomycetes, Eurotiales, Aspergillaceae.